GAAAGAGCGCGCGUGUGAUGUGUUUGUGUAUCCUCAGUGUUUUUCUCUCUUGCGUGUUUCAUUGAGUGUAAACAGAGUCUUGUCUGUGUAUUUAAGUGUUGAGACGUUAAUGAUGAGAUGUGCUGUAAAUCAGUAUGAACUGAUCUCUCCAUGCUGGAUAUAUUGAUGAUUUAAUCACAGAAAUCUCUCAGCUGGAGAAAGAGUUGGCGUUACUGGAGACAAAGCUGAGGUCAAGAGGAGAUUUAGCAAUUAAUCGUGAGGAUGUGGAUUGUUGUGAAUCUUCAGUGUAUGUGACUGAUGAUGGGAGUCUGGAUUCAGUGUGGAUGAGCAGAGAUCAGAGCCGCACACCACAGACACUGCUGGACUCUAAACUCUCUGAAGAGAAAUCCAGACACACACAGGACUCCGAUCUCAGUCUGACUUUACUCUGUUAUACUGAGUCAAAGCACACAGACAUUCAGGACACUACAGUGUGUGACAGUAAACAGAGCUUACAGGAGGAUCAAACCUCCACAGAGUCUCUGGAUUCUGUCUGUAACGCUGGAGAACAGCAGCAGAUCCUGCAGACCAAACUGAAGAUGUGUUCAGUUAAACUCAUCGACUGCACGAACCUCAUGAUGAAGAUUAAAACUGAACCCACAGAAAUCAAAACUGAACCCACAGAAAUCAAAACUGAACCCACAGAAAUCAAAACUGAACCAACAGAAAUCAAAACUGAACCCACAGAAGAGGAAGAUCGCCCUGAUGAAGAUGAUGACUUUAUUACAUCAGAUGUGAAGUGUGAUUCAUGUUUGGAUAUAGAAAUAACGUCCUCAACAUCAAAAGAGCGACUGACAGCACAAACUCUUUCCUGCAUCACCUGUGGAAAGACAUUCAGCUCACAGAGACUUUUAGAGAGACAUGAGAGAAAACACACAGAACAGAAACUCUUCACCAGAUCUGAGAUCAGCUUUACUACCUUACAAGAGAAGAAACUUCAUUCAAAAGACCACAGAGAGAAGAAGAAGCAGUUUCACUGUGAGCAGUGUGGGAAGAUUUGUGUCUCUUCCUAUAAACUAAAUAUUCACAUGAUGAUACACAGUGAUGAAAAGCCUUUCAACUGCACUGAAUGUGGAAAAUACUUCAGAACCAAACAAUAUCUUCAAGUUCAUCAGAGAAUUCACACAGGAGAAAAACCUUACAAGUGUCCUCACUGUGGGGACAGUUUUAGUGUAAAGCAUACAUUACUAAGGCACCAGAGACUUCACACAGGUGAAAAACCUUUCAAAUGUUCUCAGUGUGGCAAGACGUUUGCUUGUUCAAGUAACUUAAAAAACCACGAAAGAGUUCAUACUGGAGAGAAACAUUAUCACUGUAGUGCAGGGGUCGGCAACUGGCGGCCCGCGGGCCAAAAGUGGCCCGCCAGCAAUAUUUUCUGGCCCGCCGGAUUAAUUUGAAGUCCGUUUUUUUAUUUUUUUUUUAAUCAGACUUUUUUAUUUUACAAUAACAGUUUACAAAAAUGUCCCCGUGUAUCAUUCCUUCAUUCGUUUUUUCAAAUCAAAACCAAAAAGAAAAUAAAGAAAAACGACUUGUUUUUCUAUUAUUUAUUUCCUGAACUAAAAUCAAACGACUCGUUUUCUGAAUGUGCGCUCAGAUCAAAAAUAAAAAAAUGAAUGAAAACGGGUUCGGACAAAUUUUAAUUGAACACCUUAGCAGACAUAUACCAAUGAAAUAAAUUUAAACAGAUCAGGUACUAACAGAUUACAUUUUAAUAAGG
Molecule: messenger RNA, 1756 nt
Organism: Misgurnus anguillicaudatus (oriental weatherfish)
Lineage: Eukaryota; Metazoa; Chordata; Actinopteri; Cypriniformes; Cobitidae
Source: RefSeq, a predicted model, not a curated record